UGAAAUCUGCCACUGCAUUGGCUUUCCAUUGUCCUCCAACCAAUUUUCAAAUAUCCAUAUUCACCCUUGUUCUUCACUCAUAGUAUAUCUUCAAUUCUUCUGAGCACUCUUCACAUUUUAUUAUUCAAUCACCAUGGCUGCUUCAGUAAGUGCUGUGGUCUCCCUUCCUUCUUCAAAAUCCACCAUUGUUUCAACCAGAACAUCAUCAUUAAUCUCUCCAGAAAGACUCACCUUCACCAAGGUGCCACAUUACAAAAAUGUGUCAACAAGUGGUAGAUUGUUAUCAAUUAGAGCUCAGAUCACAACAGAGGCUGAGACUGAGGCACCUGCUAAAGUAGAGAAGAUUUCAAAGAAACAAGAGGAGGGUGUGGUUACAAACAAAUACAAACCAAAGGAACCAUAUGUUGGUAGGUGUCUUCUCAACACCAAGAUCACAGGUGAUGAUGCUCCUGGUGAAACUUGGCACAUGGUUUUCAGCACUGAGGGUGAGAUCCCGUAUAAGGAAGGACAAUCCAUCGGUGUAGUUCCAGACGGGAUUGACCCAAAAAACGGAAAGCCACACAAACUGAGAUUGUAUUCCAUUGCUAGCAGUGCUAUUGGUGACUUUGGAGACUCCAAAACUGUCUCUUUAUGUGUGAAAAGACUUGUCUACACAAAUGACCAAGGGGUAGAAGUUAAAGGAGUUUGCUCUAACUUCUUGUGUGACUUAAAGCCUGGAGCUGAGGUGCAGAUAACCGGUCCGGUAGGAAAAGAAAUGCUUAUGCCAAAGGAUCCUAAUGCUACAGUUAUCAUGCUUGGAACAGGAACUGGGAUUGCUCCUUUCCGCUCAUUUUUGUGGAAAAUGUUCUUCGAGAAGCACGAUGACUAUGAAUUCAAUGGGUUGGCAUGGCUCUUCUUGGGUGUUCCUACAAGCAGUUCCUUGUUAUACAAAGAGGAAUUUGAGAAAAUGAAGGAGUUGAAGCCGGAUAACUUUAGACUUGACUUUGCAGUGAGCAGAGAGCAAACUAAUGACAAGGGUGAAAAGAUGUACAUUCAAACCCGAAUGGCGCAGUAUGACAGAGAGCUAUGGGAAUUACUCAAGAAAGACAACACCUUUGUGUAUAUGUGUGGGCUUAAGGGCAUGGAGAAGGGUAUUGAUGACAUCAUGGCUACAUUGGCUGCUGAGGAUGGCAUUGAAUGGGCAACAUACAAGAAGCAAUUGAAGAAAGAAGGGCAAUGGAAUGUGGAAGUUUACUAAGUGGUUUUUUACUUGUACAAAUGCAGCCCUCUCUUUGUAGAUAGGUAACCUUUUUUUUGUAAUUUGACCUUUUUUUUAUUUUCUUCCCUUUAAUUUAUCAUAAACAAAGUCUAUUGUUAUGGGUAUCCCCAAAUUUUAGUUUUUUUUUUUCCACUUUGGAGGGGCAUUGAUUAUGAAAGUAUACUACAAUUAUGGAAAUAAGAUUUCCUUGAUAUAUGUUUCU
Molecule: messenger RNA, 1460 nt
Organism: Helianthus annuus (common sunflower)
Lineage: Eukaryota; Viridiplantae; Streptophyta; Magnoliopsida; Asterales; Asteraceae
Product: ferredoxin--NADP reductase, leaf-type isozyme, chloroplastic
Exons: 9
Coding region: 134-1237 (367 amino acids)
Molecular function (GO): oxidoreductase activity
Source: RefSeq, a predicted model, not a curated record